ACUGUGGGCGGUGAAUGGGGCGUGGUCAUGUCGCCCCGCCCCGCCCCGCGGCACGCUGGGAGCGGAAGCGGCGGCCGCGUUGGAGUGAGGUGGGCAGCAUGGCGGCCGGCGGCAAGAGGAGCCUGGCGGAGCUGAGCCUCGACGAGUUCCUCGCCGCCGGUUCCGAGGUGGAGUUUGACGGUUCGGAGGAAGAGGAGGCCGCGGCGCGGGGACGGCGGAGCGCGAAGGCGAAGCAGCCGCUCCAGGCCCGGCCGGCUGCCCGGAAGAAAGGAAAGGCAUCUGAGCACAAAGAUCAGCUCUCUCGGCUGAAGGACAAAGAUCCAGAAUUUUAUAAGUUUUUGGAGGAAAACGAUCGCACAUUGCUGGAUUUUGAUGCUUCAGACAGUUCUGAUGAGGAGGAGGGAUUGCACGUACCACCUGAUACACUGGAGGAAGCAAGUGAUGAAGAUGAAGAACAUGAAACAGUCAGACGGAAGAGAGUUUCUUUCAUCCCUGUGACCUUGAAAAUGGUUGAAGAAUGGAAAAAAGCUGCAGAGAGAAGGCUAACACCAAAACUUUUCCAUGAAAUCACUCAAGCAUUUAAAGCAUCUGUAGCAACCACCAAAGGAGAUAGUGGUGGGGCUGAUCCUAGCAAAUUUCAAGUCACUGAUGCUGCAGUGUUCAAUGCACUCGUGUCCUUCUGUGUCCGGGACCUCUUCCGCUGCCUGCAGCAGCUGCUUCUUCUGAAAACCCCGAAGAACAAACUAAAAAUGGUCCUCCCUUCCACCAGCCCGCUUUGGAGCAAGCUGCGACUGGACAUAAAAGUGUACCUCAAUUGUACCAUACAACUCCUGUCUUGUUUAACAGAAGCCUCAGUUGGCGCCGCAGUCCUUCAGCAUGUCAGUUCCAUAGUGCCUUAUUUUUUGUCCUUUCCAAAGCAGUGCCGUGCUCUUCUCAAGCAAACAAUUAAUUUGUGGAGCACAGGUGAGGAAACUGUGAGAGUACUGGCCUUCCUUGUGCUGAACAAGAUCUGCCGCUACAAGAAAGAGGUGUACCUAAGUCCCUUGCUCAAGCAAAUGUACAUCGCAUUUGUGAAGAAUUCCAGAUUCACUUCUCCCAAUGUCCUGCCCAUGAUCAACUUCAUGCAGCGCACACUGGCAGAGAUGUAUGCCCUGGACACACAUACCUCAUACCAGCAUGCCUUCAUCUAUAUCCGUCAGCUUGCCAUUCACUUGCGCAGUGCAAUGACGAUAAAGAAGAAGGAGAACUUCCAGUCUGUUUAUAACUGGCAGUAUAUCCACUGCCUACAUUUCUGGUGUCGGGUUCUCAGCACAAUCUAUCCCAGUGAGGUCAUGGAGCCGUUGAUCUAUCCUUUGACACAGGUCAUCAUUGGGUGUAUAAAGCUGGUACCGACGGCUCGUUUCUACCCUCUGCGCAUGCACUGCAUCCGUGCGCUUACACUGUUGUCUGAGAACACCAGGACCUUCAUCCCAGUGUUGCCAUUUAUCCUGGAGAUUUUCCAACAGGUGGAUUUCAACAAGAAGCCAGGACGUAUGAGUGCUAAGCCUAUAAACUUUGCAGUGAUCUUGAAGCUUUCCACUGCCAACCUGCAGGAGAAGGCCUUCCGAGACGGACUCAUUGAACAGCUCUAUGACCUGAUGCUUGAGUAUCUCCAUUGCCAGGCCUACAGCAUUGGAUUCCCAGAGUUGGUCCUCCCCACUGUCAUUCAGCUAAAAUCUUUCCUGAAGGAAUGCAAGAUUGCCAACUACUGCAAGCCUAUCCGGCAGCUCCUGGAGAAACUGCAGGAAAAUUCUGCCUACAUCGCCAGCAAGCGUCAGAAAGCUACCUUUGGCGUGGCCAGCAGGGAGUCUGUGGAACAAUGGGAGAAGCAGGUCAAAGAGGAGGGGACGCCUCUGACCAAGUAUUAUACUCAGUGGAAGAAGCUAAGAGAGAAGGAGAUACAACUGGAAAUCAGCGGCAAAGAAAGACUUGAAGACUUGAACUUCCCAGAAAUCAAGCGUAAGAAGCAAGAUGAAAGCAAGGAGGAAGAUAAGAAGGAAUUCAAGGACCUUUUUGAGCUCGACAGUGACUCUGAUGAGGAGAAUGUUGGAUUCUCUAUAAAAGGUAAAACCAAAGCCAAGCAGGAGUCAGAUGACAGUUCAGAAGCAAGCAGCAAGGACUAUGGCGAGGAUGAUGAUGAUGAAGAAGGGAAGUAUGAAAUCGAGGAGGACGAGGAAGAAUUGGAAGAAGACAGUGACUCAGAUGAGGAUGGCGAAGCAGCCGCUCGGGUUUCCCGAGGGUCACAGAGGCAGAGGAGCUGCACUGGUGGGAUGUCGCGGUCUGACCUCGAACAGCUAGCCCAAGGAGAAGAGGACAUUGUGGAGGACUUGGCUUUCUCCGAUGAUGACUGAGGGCCCCCACAGCCCCCCCUCCAUGCUUAGCCCUUUCAGACCUGCUGCGUACCGGAUCACCCAGUCUCCAGCACCCGCUGCUGGGUCUCAGAGAGGUGGUAAGAGCUGGGGAGCAUGGAGGGUGGGAGGCCAGUCCCAGGUGCCACCAAGGACUUCUCAGUGACACGGCAGAGAUGCUACUCGGACUUUCAAGCUUUUUCUAACAGUUAUGAUUUUAGUAACAGUAAAAUUGUGGUCACGUCAAGGCCAGUAAAACUGUUCAGUAGAGCUAAUAAAAAGCCCUCAUUAAAAUCUGCUGCUUUAAAUAGCACAGGGUUCAGUUUCAGCUCCUGCUGAAGCAUAAGUGAACUGACCAAGGGAAGGACAAGUUCUUUUGUCCAAGGGUCCUCCUGUCUGUUUGGCCAACUACCCACGUCACCCCAUAUCUUGCUCUGGGCCCCUCACCAAACCCUCCCUUUUGCCAGGAAGUUCUUCAGGAUUGCAUGGAGUGUUUGAGAGCUUUGUAUCUUCACUGCAAAUGGAAGCCUUUUUCAGUAGCAUCAGAGGCAGCUCAGUCAGUUCACUCAAGCUGGCUGUAAGUAGCUAAAGAAGUUAACUUUAAGUGCCUUAGGCUAUGGAAAGGGCAGGCGGAACGGGAGGUUGUACAGGCAGGAAGGCGUAAGAAGCAAAACUAAUAAUGUAGGAAACACAUACUUUCAUUUUGUGAUAGCCGUUGGCUUUGCAUGGGAUACAUUUGCUUAGCGAAAACAAAGGACAACUCUGAGCCCAUGCUUUGUCACACACCUAUUGUUACCCAUCGAGACAUGAAGUCACCUCUUUCUAAGGCCAGUCCCAGCUGCUGAUGGUGGUGGUGAACACAGGUUUGUUCUGAGUCCUGAAACCAGCAGUGACAAUUGCAGGGCUGUCUUGGGCACCCAGCCUUUCUUUAUUGCCUCAAAGCCACUGCACCACCUGGGCAGCCUCUGGGUGCAGCUCACUGCGUGUCGCCCUGCCGGAGCGGUGCUUGGGGGAGGACAGUGUGUAGCUCAGGGUGGGUAAGGGCAAUUUGUGAUCUGCUGGGAAAAUAGAAACAGCUUCUCUCUUGAGAGCACUGUUAGUUUGCAGGACUGGCGGCUAGGAAACAUAUUUCUUUGGCAAAUAAACUGGUAAUAGAAGGUAUUUGCUGAGAGAGGUAGGAAAAGUUAAGUAUUCUUAGAACGUAACUGACAGAAUCGCUGCUGAAAAUCAACUGUGCCUUUUGAGAGCAUUGUUAUGUGUUAAUGCUGAUUUUCUGGAAAGAAGAUAAAGGACUAGGGAUAAAUAUGAUCUUCAUUCUCCUCUGCCACCAUUCAGUGAGGUCAGUAGCUGCCUGCCAGCGCUAGGCUGGCCAAGCUACCUGCACAGACAUGGUCACCUCUGCCUUCUGCAGUGCCUGCGUCGUCCCUGCCAGGCAUCCUUACUCCUGCACACCACAAGAGCACAAGAUGGUUUUUCAAAAAAAACAUUUUAAAAGAAAAACUUCUUUCCUUUUUUUUUUUUUAAGUUCUAUUUUCAUGGAGUCAGAAGAACCACAGCUCAGAGAACACUGCAUUAUUGCAGAUAAAAACCCAAAUGUACUGUAGCCUGGCUGGUGGUCUUGCUCUCACCCACCUGUGUGAGUGAUAACUCAGUGUACAUAACGAGGUAAUUAUGUUCUUCCUGUCCGACACUGAGUGCUGCUCCCUUCCUGCUUCCAGACAUCAUUACUGCACAGGUAAUUACUGCUCUAGGACAGGGUUGUGGGGUGUUUGCUUCAUUCAGUUCUUUUUGGAACAGGAAUAGGGAUAGAGAAAGCUUCUUUUUCCCAGCUGGGGUUAAUCAUGACACCUGCCCUUCCUAGACAUGCACCCAGAUACCCUUUGUCCUGUAAGGGGCAGGAACCAACCUUGGACAUUACUAAUUAUUUGGGUCUUAUUAACAUCACUAUUAUUAUCCUUUAUAGCCCACACUGAGGGGGCCAAAGCACCUGCUGCUUCAUUGGGGUUUGGGAGGGCUCAAGCCUGAGGUUCACAGUUCCACGGGGGAGCCUGGGCCCUGACUGCCAAGAUGAGAAGGCGGCGGCUCUAACUUACCUUUUCUUCCAAAAGAGAAAGGAGUUGCUGCUGCUUCUUUCUCUAACUUGGCUGGGCAGUGCUGUCUGCCUUUGGGCAGCUGUGACCCAACCCUCAAAUCAGCUUUUAGGCCAGAAAUGUACCAGCUCCAACGCACCAAGAGUUACCAGCAGCAAAGGGCCCGGCCCCAGAGCACACCCCGGGAGGAAAGGAGACAGCUUGGGUAAAGCAACCAUUUGCAAGGAGCUCAGGAAGCUAGGUACCAUUUGUAAAUUAAGUGUUUUUCUUUUUUAUUUAAAUUGAUUGCUGGAAAGCAUUUUUAUCAUGAUGUGAUGGAUAAUGACUUUUUUUUUUUUUUUUUUUUUUACAAUAUAAAGACGCUAAUGUACCACCAAGCUAUUUUGUAAGAAAAACGGUAGCACGUGCAACGUUUAAACAAAAAAAAAAAAAAAAAAAGAGGGAGGGGGGGAGAGAGAAAAGUACCACAUGUGAUUGUUGUUCACAACUGUACAAGUCACAGGAGGUCACCCCCAGGAGUUACCAUCAUUCACAGUAGUAAAAACUCCACCCAUUGUUUGUAGCCUGAAUUCCCCCAGCAUCCCUCCCCCUCCUCUGGGAACGCACAGGUAUCUGUCUCAUGGUCCACAGCAGGCCAGAAUGUGCAACUACAUCCACCUCUGUAACAAGGCUUUAAAAAGAACAAAAACAACCCAUGAACAAAAAAAACCCACCCCAACUGUAUAAAUGAGUCUGUUGUACAAGUGAAGGAGAGAGGGGGCCACACUGAAAUGCGGCCUGUGACCCUUCAUCCAGCUGAAGCACACACUUCUUUUCUUCUCUUUAAAACAAAACAUCUAAUGAAAAAAAAAAAAAAACAAAACAAAACAACAACAAA
This is a messenger RNA of Tyto alba (common barn owl), 5354 nucleotides long. RefSeq names its product NOC2 like nucleolar associated transcriptional repressor (gene NOC2L). Gene Ontology annotation, biological process: negative regulation of transcription by RNA polymerase II; ribosomal large subunit biogenesis. NCBI's taxonomy places the organism in Eukaryota, Metazoa, Chordata, Aves, Strigiformes, Tytonidae. The transcript has 19 exons. Bases 15 to 2390 code for a protein of 791 amino acids. The record is from RefSeq and is a predicted model, not a curated record. Gene Ontology annotation, cellular component: Noc2p-Noc3p complex; nucleolus; nucleoplasm. Gene Ontology annotation, molecular function: histone binding; transcription corepressor activity.